Messenger RNA from Microdochium trichocladiopsis, 1260 nucleotides. Its product is annotated as putative salicylate hydroxylase. NCBI's taxonomy places the organism in Eukaryota, Fungi, Ascomycota, Sordariomycetes, Xylariales, Microdochiaceae. The record is from RefSeq and is a predicted model, not a curated record. Gene Ontology annotation, molecular function: FAD binding; monooxygenase activity. The transcript has a single exon. Bases 1 to 1260 code for a protein of 419 amino acids.
AUGGGCUCACCCGCCACGCCACUCAAGGACACCACCAUCAUUGGUGCGGGCCUUGCCGGCCUCACCUUGGCUCUCGCACUACACCAUGAGGGCAUCCCUGUCACAGUCUACGAGUCCCGGCCUGCGCCUCUCAACAUUGGUGGCGCCGUGAUGCUGUCACCCAACGCCCUCAAGAUCUUUGACGCCUACGGUCUCUACGACGUAAUCAAGACCAAAGGCUACAACUUUGAGCACCUCGAGUACCGCACAGUCGAGGGCAAGCUCGUCGACACGUACGACUUUGGCAGCCAGGCCAAGUACGGCUACCCCGGGCUCCGCAUCUACCGGUACAUUCUGAUCGACACGCUCGUCGAGGCCCUGGCCGCGCGCAACAUCCCCGUCGUGUACGGCAAGAAGUUCUCGCACGUGGUGAGCGACACCCCCGAGGACGAGGGCGUGACGUUCGCCCUGACCGACGGUACCGAGCACAAGACGUCGCUCCUCAUCGGGGCGGACGGCAUCCACUCGACCGUGCGCAAGCACCUGUACCCGGACCUCAAGACGACCUUCAUCGGCAUGGCCGGCAUCACGGCCGCGGUGCCCACCUCGGCCCUCGAGCUGCCCGCCGACUACCACCUCCCCGCGACCAUCAUGUCCCCCAAGGGCGCCUUCGUCAUCGCCCCGCAGGAAGUCGACGGCUCCGAGGUGCUCAUCGGGAAGCAGAUGCGCGUGACGCCGCACGAGACCAGCGGCGCCGCAUGGGAGCGCGAGUUCGUUGCGGACAAGCAGUCGGGCGUGGCGUUCCUGCAGUCGGGCAACGAGCACUUUCCGCCCUUUGUGCAGAGGGCCGUCGACCAGAUCACCAGCACGGACAAGGUUAACAAGUGGCCGUUCUUUGUCGUGCCGCCGCUCGAGCGCUGGACCUCGCAGACACGCCGGGUGCUGAUUCUGGGCGACGCCGCGCACGCGAUACCGCCCUCGGCGGGGCAGGGCAUCAACCAGGCGUUUGAGGACGUGUACAUGCUGGCGCUGCUGCUGGGGCAGAAGAAGAGGAUUGGCGAGGACAAGCUGGCGGAUGCGCUUGCGUUCUGGCAGGAGUAUCGGCAGCAGCGGAUCAACCGGAUCAUGGUGCUCAAUAAGGAGAUUGACCAGCGGAGGAUGCCUUCGAAUGAUGCUGUAGGCGAGGCGGUGGAAGAGCGAGGGCAAGGAUAUAAUCUGGAGUGGUUGUACAAGCCAGAUUUCAAGCAGGUUGUCGAAGAGUGGCUGCAAAAGCACGCCUAG